AUGGAGGCCAAAUUCAAGCAAGAAAUUCAGCAGCUUGCCCAUCUUUCAUCAUGCCUCGACUCAUCUGCUUCACCUCUAGAUGAUGUAUAUCGCUGGAGAAACGCAAGAUGUCUCAAUACAAACCAUCAAGCUCAUCGAAGAUGUCAUCCUCGAUCAGGUCGUCCACAUGGUAUAGCUCAUCCACCCGUCCCCUAUCCACACCUAACAGCUUCACAGCUGAAGACCGCAAACGACCUCGCCAGCCGCCGCGGCUCCCGCGUCUUCUCCAACAACGACCUGAUCUUCCAGUUCCGCCACGACACCGCCCGCGUAGAACGCCUGCGCACCUUUCUUACCUGGAAAGCCAUCCGCAAGACUGUCAAAGACUCGGACGACAAGGAGGGCUUCGUCGAUGAAGCAGACAUGGAAGAAGCCGCACCAACUGACGAGGCACCCGCAGCCAAAGGCAAGUUUCCUACCGUCUCCCUCCCGUGGGAUGUGUCUUCGUUCUUCUCGGAGCAGGUCGCAGAGGCGCCGGAGGACAUCACCGACAUCACCAGCAGCGAGGCCGCGCUGGAGAAGCUUCGGAGGAACGACGAGCGAACAAGGGACAUGACUGUGGCCGAGUACGCCACUUGGUCUGAGUACCGCCACGCAUCGCUCACCUACCGCAAAGCGAAGCGCUUCAGGGAGUGGUGCGGGCUAGGCGUCAUCGCGGAGAACAAGCCCAACGACGAUGUCAUGGACAUCCUGGGUUUCUUGACUUCUGAGAUGGUGCAGAGUCUCACCGCCGAAGCGUUGAAAGUGCAGGGCCAGGAGCUGGCGUAUCUUGAUGGCCAAGUCGGCACCGAGAGAGUGCAGAAGCGGCAAGGGGGUUUGUUUUCGGAACCGGAAGGGGCGAGGAAGCCGGUUGACUCGAGGCAUGUGAGAAUGGCUUUUCGGAAACUGCAAGGACGACCGAAGAAGAGUCGAGCACUGUUGAAUGGGACAAGACUUGCGUGGACAUCCGGACUGAAGCUGGUAGGUGCGGAUUUCUGGAACUGGGCUGAGGGUAUGCUAAUGUCUGCAGCUAUGAUCGGAAUGAGGUUCUGCAUGAACCAUCAUGGCUUACAGCGAGUAACAUGCGAUUAUUUGACGUUCUCAUAG
This is a messenger RNA of Colletotrichum gloeosporioides, 1125 nucleotides long. Its product is annotated as SAGA complex subunit spt3. The transcript is spliced from 2 exons. Gene Ontology annotation, cellular component: SAGA complex. Lineage: Eukaryota; Fungi; Ascomycota; Sordariomycetes; Glomerellales; Glomerellaceae. The record is from RefSeq and is a predicted model, not a curated record. Gene Ontology annotation, biological process: transcription by RNA polymerase II. Gene Ontology annotation, molecular function: transcription coregulator activity. The coding region runs from base 1 to 1125 and encodes 374 amino acids.